Molecule: messenger RNA, 2769 nt
Organism: Varroa destructor (honeybee mite)
Lineage: Eukaryota; Metazoa; Arthropoda; Arachnida; Mesostigmata; Varroidae
Product: protein O-mannosyl-transferase TMTC3-like
Biological process (GO): protein O-linked glycosylation via mannose
Cellular component (GO): endoplasmic reticulum
Molecular function (GO): protein binding; mannosyltransferase activity
Source: RefSeq, a predicted model, not a curated record
UGCGGGCCAUGUUGAUGUGAACCGAAACAUAGAGCAUUGAUUAAGUGAGACUGAGCGCAGAUCCUAUUUGUCGUACACUUUCGAACCUAAUGAAAUCCGACAUAACGCAAUAGACGAUGUGUCAGUGCAGACUACAAAAUAUCAACAAACGCUUCAGAGGAGUGCCUUUUGUUGAAGUGAAAAAAACGGAUACCCAAACCUCUCAACGGAAGCUUCAUGCAAACCCGAGUAGUAUACAGUACAUCGUCGUUAUUCUGGCAGCGUUAACCGUCUACGGAAAUUCGCCAAGAUGUGGUUUUGUGUUUGACGACCUUUCAGCAAUCGUGUCGAAUCGUGACGUGCACGGACAUACGCCGCUAUUUCAGCUUCUCACAAACGACUACUGGGGAACACCAAUGAACAUGGAGCAUAGUCACAAGUCAUAUCGGCCAUUAAGUGUGUUAACGUUCCGAAUAUCUUACGCUCUGCACGGACUACAGUCUUUCGGGUACCAUCUUGCAAACGUCCUCCUACAUGCAGCCGUGUCCGCCAGCGUACUAAGGUUUUCCGCACAAUGGUUAAGGAUCAGCGAUCGAAUCAUAGGAGCGGCGCCGUUUCUCUGCGCAUUGCUGUUCGCCAUACAUCCUAUUCACACGGAAGCUGUGACAGGCGUUGUAGGUCGUGCCGAACUUUUAAGCGCCUUAUUUUUUCUGUGGUCGCUAAUGUUCUGCGAGGACGACUCGUGGACCUCGCAGUCGAUCAGCAUCGUUAUGUGUAUAUUGGCAACUUUGUCAAAGGAACAGGGUUUUAUGGCAUUUCCACUAUGCAUCCUCCUGAAGGUCAUUCGGCGUAUUCCGCUUCAAAAGCUGUUUAGAAGUUCCGAACAUAAGAGCAUUUUAAUUUACCUAAGAGCGGACAGCCAUAGAUAUGUCGGCUAUUUGGUCGCAGCCACAGUAUUACUAUACGCACGGUAUCGCCUUAUGAACGGGGAGCUCCCAGUGUUUACCAGGUUUGAUAAUCCUGCAGCAUCGUCGGAUCGACCGUAUCGUCAGUUGACAUUCGCAUAUCUCGCAGCCUUUAAUUUCGGCAUAUUGCUAUUUCCAUUUCGGCUCUGCUGUGAUUGGACGAUGGGCUCUAUCCCGUUGGUGGGAGUAACCGACCCACGCAACCUCGCAACAUUAGUACUGCUUGCAAGUCUCAUAGCCGUCCUGUGGAAGCUGUUUUUAACAGCUGCAUCUGGUUCAGAGCGCGAACUGGGUCGUGUGAUUAUAUCUGUGGCGAUGCUGAUUGUACCGUUUAUACCCGCGUCGAAUCUUUUUUUUCACGUUGGAUUCGUGAUCGCCGAAAGGGUCCUCUACAUUCCGAGUGUCGGCUUCUCUAUGCUAGUAGCCAAUGGCGCUUACAAUCUACCGAAGCAUGCAGCUUAUACUCAGCGGUGGUGCAAAUUGGGUUUGUUCCUCCUCGUCAGCUCGCACAUGGUAAAGACAAUUCAGAGGAACUUGGAUUGGAAAGACGAAUUAUCCAUUUAUUUAUCUGGACUUCGCACCAAUGUUAAUAACGCAAAACUGUUUAAUAACGUCGGAUUCGCCUAUCAGCAACAGGAAAACUUUGAAAAGGCACUUGAGUUCUUCCAAAGGGCUUCCAUACUCCAGCCGGACGAUAUUGGUUCGUGGAUAAACGUUGGCUGCGCAUUAAAUAAGCUUUCCCGAUUUACUGAGGCUGAAGCUGCCUACAGUAAAGCUCACUCCCUCCUGCCGAGACGCACUCCACGAUUAGGAGUCACCUCGAACCCAACAAAGGAACUUAGGAUUGCUCCUGUUCAUCUGAAUGUCUUCGUUAGUUUGGCUAACCUUAUCACUCGAAAUAACAGCCGCCUACAUGAAGCCGAUAUGCUGUAUCGAGAGGCAAUAGCCAUGAAGCAAGAUUACGUGGACGCUUACACAAAUCGAGGGGAAAUACUUUUGAAGAUGGGUCGACUUGACGAGGCAAUACAGGUGUACUCACAUGCAGUGAAGCUGAAACCGUUCGAUCCGAACGUGCAUUUUAACCUUGGAGUUGGGCUCGUCAAACUAGACAACCACAAAACCCAAAAGAAUUAUACAGAGCGGGCUGCCCAAGAAUUUCUUACGGUACUGAAACUGGAUCCAAGUCAUCAGAGAGCUUUGUUGAGUUUGAGCAUGUGCGUUCAAAAUAUCAGUGAAGUUCGAUUCCGGCGCCGCCUAGUUGAUCGGGUUGAGGAAAUUGCUCUUACGACUUCGGACGCUCCGGGCCAACAUACGUUACCUUUGGAGAACGUUUGGUUCAACUUGGCCAUGGCGUGCGUGCAGCAUGCUUCGCAAUCGUCUCAGCCGUCGUGUAGUCUAGAUCGGGGUGAAGUUUUCUUUCGACGAGCUCUUGCACUCCGACCGAACUUUCGGAGUGCACUCUUCAACCUCGGAGUCUUAUUGUUCGAACAGCGGCGUAUUACGGAUUCUGUGAUUGUCCUUGAACAAUUGGUUACUUGGCAUCCGGAUCACGUUAAAGGCCUCAUGCUGCUUGCCGAUAUUCACAUGAUACAUAGACAAGACAAGAACAAGGCCAAAUUGUUUUAUCACAAGGUCCUCGAAGUUGAACGGGUGGAUAAUCAGGGUGUCCGUUACAAUCUCUGCAUAGUCGAGUCUUCCACGGAGGCUGAGAAGUCGCGUUGCUCGAAGUACAUUACGCGUAUCAAGCAAGACGAGGUUUUCCAUAAAAGUAGUAAUCUCUAGGGCACAGCCAUCAUUCUGUGUAUCUGCACAUUGUUAUGUAACA